CUUAGCUCAUAUUGAUUCAUCCUGCUGCUCGAAUAAUGACGAUGAUUGUACGAAAACCGUCGUCUCGUCCCAAAUGGAUGAGAAGAGCAAUGUAUCCAGCAUGAGUCCCCAAUUGGCAAAGAGCUUGCAGAGCGCCUCUGGCCAAGUUGGAUUAGACAGUCCAAAAAGUCCGGAUUAUCCACCGCGAGUGUCGACUGGCCACAAUAGCCCAGCGAGUACUAUUAUUACUAAGAGCUCGAUGACUUAUGGCCUGCCGUUGAUGUCAGUAGGUAAUACAUGGAAGACCAGCGUCAAGAUUAUUGAGAAUUCCUUCCCUAACCAACAGAAAAUUGAGCCCCUGCUAGAGAAGAAUUUCAAUCAGUGCAGUGUUCAAAAUGAAAAGAAGGAUAUAGCUGUUCAGCCAGAGAUCUUAGUGGAUAGGCUCGUAACCGAAAAAAUUAAGCAGGAACCUGUCGAAGUUAAAUGCGAAGCGGACGAUACCAAGUAUAAAAAUGAUUCUACGACUAAUUCGCAUACCAAGUCUCAUUCGUCAUCUUCGAAACGGAAAGAUCAACGUUCGGAGAGGCAUCAUUGUACGCGCUGCUACAAAAGAAGUAAAAUAAAAAGGUCUAGCAUUGGUAUACAAUGCCAAAGGGAUCGGCGAAGUAGUACCUCUACUCCCUUGUAUCAUAAAUCUUUAACCACUGUAAGCUCCAUUCAUAAAUCAAACGCUGAUAAUUUGAAACUCAAUCUCCAAGUAAAGAAUUACAAACAGCUGGAUAAGCAGCCUAGUAAAUACGAUGCACCGGUUCAUUCGCAAGGAUUGAAGUACAAGGAUUUUAUUCAUAUAGAAACUUAUCCCAAUGGCGGAGCUUCGGUAGUACAUAUGUAUCAAGAUGAAAUUGACGUUCUAACAAGCGAGCAGCUCGAGGAAUUGGCACACGAAUAUUUCAAGGUUGUAUUUGGAGAGGAUGAGAAUGGUAAUGCUCAUCACGUAAUGGGUAUUGUUCAUAAUGCUGCCUCAUACAUGCCAGAUUUAUUGGAUCACAUGGCAGAGAUGUAUCCUACUUUAACCGUAAAAAAUGGUGUAUUGGGACAUAAGAGCGAUAUAGAAACGACAACGAUGUUACAGUACAAGGAACAUGUUUGUAAAGCUUACAAUAAUGGUACUGUACGAUACGGACCUUUACAUCAAAUUAGUUUAGUGGGAACAGUGCACGAAGAAGUUGGUGGCUAUUUUCCCGAUAUUUUGCAGGUGCUAGAGGAAAAUAUCUUUUUAAAAAUGACGAUGCCUUGGGGUCCGCUGUCGGCUGUGCGAAUGGAAAGCCCCCAGGAGUCGAACGACGGCCCAAUCCUGUGGAUUCGACCUGGUGAGCAGCUUGUCCCGACCGCAGACAUCAAUAAAAGUCCCUGUAAGCGGCGACGCACCGGCAUAAACGAGCUACGCAACUUGCAGUACUUGCCGCGCCUUACCGAGGCCCGCGAGUACAUGUUCGAGGACCGAACGCGGGCCCACGCAGACCACGUGGGCCACGGGCUCGAGCGCAUGACCACUGCCGCGGUUGGUGUCCUCAAGGCAGUCCACGGUGGUCAGGCCUCCGAGCUGAAUCGCAUUACCAAGGACGUCGUCGCGUUCCACGCCGCGGACUUCCCAGAGCUCGUUGAGAAGCUGCAGCUGGAUCUGCACGAGCCUCCUAUAUCCCAGUGCGUUCAGUGGCUCGAGGAUGCUAAGCUCAAUCAGCUACGGAGGCAGUCGAUACGAUACGCGAGGAUCAGCCUCUACGACAACGACAUAUAUUUCCUCCCGCGCAACAUCAUCCACCAGUUCAGGACGGUUUCGGCCGUCUCGAGUAUUGCCUGGCACGUCAGGCUACAGCAGUACUAUCCAGAUGAUACGACCUCGACUACCUUCAAUGCCGGUUCGCGUCGAUCUUCCCAUGCGCACCAUCACAAGGACAAGAAGGCGCUCGCGCACGGAGUGGAGGAGGAUGAGCAGAAGGAGAACGCCGACAGGCAGAAGAUGGAGAGGCGCGACAGUGUCGACGAAGAGAAGAAGGCUAAGGAGCGAGCCGCCGAGUAUCAAGGGAAUCUCAAAAAGUCCGAGCAGCAGCAGAAGGAAAAACGCAGCACGACGCACGUGUCGUCGACCACCGGGACACUCGCCAUUGAUAAAGGCGUCUCCGAGAAGCCUGAGAGGCAACGACACAGGGAACGAAAAGAGGAACGAAAGCAAGAGCGAAGGAAAACUUCUACCGAGAAGAGGGAUAGAGAUAAAAAGCGCGAAGAUCAUCGUCAUAGCAGCGGUAGCAGUAAUCAACAAAGCAGACGAAAACACAGCGAAAAAUUAUCGUCCUCCUCAUCGUCGUCGUCUUCGGAGCACAGAAGGCAUAGUUCGUCCGGUAGUCAUCGUUCAAGUAAAUCGGAAAAUCGAACUACAAGCUCCAGUAAUCCAGCUUUCGAAGUCUUACCCAAAGCUCUUGGUAAAGAACUCGGCAAACCUGGUGUUGAGAGCUCACGAAGUGCGAGCAAUAUCGGAGGCGUUGUGAACAACGAACAGCCAAACUUAAAACAGGAAACAAUCGCGAUGAAGAUUGAUACGGAAUUGCUUUCGGCCCGUCAAACGGCUGGUAAAACGUACGCAAGUCAGGUAGUCGAUAAGGCGCUGGAAAUCGCCAUUUAUAAGUCUAAGACGGACGUACAGGAAGUGUGCCAGUCAUUACGUGACGGUGUCUCCUCGGCUUCGAAGGAGAUGCUCGAGAAGAUUCGUAAAGAGAGCCUGGAAAUCGCGGAGAAGUUGUGCAGCGAGGAUAGCGCGAGCAUCGAAAAGUCCUAUAGACUCCUGGAAGCGGAAACCGUUGGGGCAUUUACAUCAAAGCUUGAUUGUGCCACGGAAAAUGCUGUGAAAGCUUUAAUAGAGAUGGCAGAGGACGAGUCAAAAGUCGUCGAUGAAACGACAAUUGUCUGUGAAAAGAAGGAGGAGACAAAGGAGCAAAAUGCGCUGCCAUUAACAAUGUCCGUAGCGCUUGUCGAGGAGAAGCAGGAAGAAUCAGAGAAAGACAAAAUCCCGGGAGAAAAGAAGCAUUCGAGUGCAUGGAUCGAAGAUAAAUCGAAUCACGAGAAGAGUAAGAAGAAGCACAGUAGUAGUAAUAGUAGUAACAACAGCAGAGAUGAUCGCAAGCACAGAGAUCGCAAAAAGAAUGAUCACAGAAAUCGUGACAGGAUUAGAGACAGGGACAGGGACAGAGAAAAGGACAGGGAGAGGAAACGACAUCACAGCAGUACUCACAGUAACAGCAGUUGUGGUGGAAGUGGCAGUGGAAGUGGCAGUGGAAAUGGUAGUGGUAGUGGUAGUGGUAUUGGUAGUGGUAGUGGAAACGGCAACGCCAAUGGCAAUGGCAAUGGCAACGGUAGUCAUCGGUAUAAGACGCCUCAGGAUGGAAAGGUCAAAACGCCUAAAGAGACAACAACAUCUUCGUUAUCGUCGUCAUCAUCGUCGUCGUCGAGCAGUUAUCACCGUAGCUCUCAUUCGUCGUCCUAUAAGGCUACCACUACCUCUUCGUCGGAAAGGAACAGUAAUCCGCAGGAGUCCUCGGUAUCUCGUUCCUCGAGUAACUUAAGUAGUAGCCACAAGCGCAAGUGUAGCUCAAGCUCGACAAACUCCGGUAGUACGGAGACCGAGACGAAAAAGCUGUGCACCGAGGAGAUGAUCAGUGGCAUUACCGCGAGUACGACGGACCAAAUACAACAGAGCAGUGCUGCAACGACGGCGACAUGAACCUGUUGCACAUCGGAAUUCGCGCGCGACUGUAGUAUUCAUGAAAAUAGUACAAUCCUAACUUCUAGAAAUGCAGUAGAAGUGAAAAUAAAUUAUUGAAAAGAGAUGUUA
Messenger RNA from Ceratosolen solmsi marchali, 3865 nucleotides. Its product is annotated as probable GPI-anchored adhesin-like protein PGA55. Lineage: Eukaryota; Metazoa; Arthropoda; Insecta; Hymenoptera; Agaonidae. The coding region runs from base 74 to 3754 and encodes 1226 amino acids. The transcript is spliced from 6 exons. The record is from RefSeq and is a predicted model, not a curated record. Gene Ontology annotation, cellular component: nucleus.